AAUUCAUCCGACAAAUCACCAUGAGACCUGAGCCUGACGGGCCCCUUUCUAACUAACCAGCUUCUCUUUCAUGUUUCAUCCUCCAAUAUGGCUACCAUUUCUGGAGCAUCCCCACUCCGAGACGCCCAAUCGGGUGCCAUGUCACCCGAGACUCCUUACGAUUGGCCCGGGUUUCUCAAUUCAGCUCUAAGUAACCCUAACUGGAUCUCCAGGAACAUCUUUCCUCCCACUCGCGCCAUUGUUACUGGUGCCGGCCGGGUGCUCACCUCUGUUCUUGGCUUUGAGUCCUCAUCCUCUUCUUCAUCUUCGGAAUGCGGUUCCUGUCCAGAUGACUCUCUUGACAACAACGAUGACCAGGAAGUCUCAUCUCAAGGGGUUCAUGCAAUUGAAGAUAGAGAGCCCCAAUCUUUUGCAGGAAAGAACAAAGCUAAGCAUAUAGUAGAGCAGCUUCUCAUGCAGGAGUCUUUCUCAAGGCAAGAGUGUGAUAAACUAACAGAUAUUAUCAAGUCAAGAGUUGUGGAUUCUCCUGCAAUCUGUGGCUUGGGGAUUGGGAGACUAGAUGAAACACCUGAGAGAACAGCUGUUUUGGAGGCGGCAACAAAGUUGUUGGAGGAGAAGAAGUCGGGACUAAAUUAUAAGUCAGAAGUGCCUCAUGGGACCUCUGCACUGAACUCUGUUGUGCUGAAACAUGAUGUUGAAGGUGAAGUGGGAUCACCUAUGGACAUGGCCAGGUCAUACAUGCAAACCCAUCCUCCAUGGGCAUCACCUUCUAAAAACAAUACUGAUUUUAGAUCUCCAUCAUCAGUUGCAAUGUCACUCUUCAAGGAAGAGCCACCAUAUUCAAUUGGGGCCAAUUUCCUGUACUCAUGCAAGCGGAAAAGAAAUUCUCUUGCCAACGGCUCAUGGAACAUCCAAGAUGAAAUACGAAGAGUGAGAUAUAAAGCAACAGAAGAAAUGCUGGGAAAUCUACCGUCCUCAAAAAUUGGUUGGCCUUCAUUACCAUCAGAAAAUAAAAAGGUUCCUGAUUCUAGAGUUUCCAUUAACUUAGAACCUGCAAAGGAAGACAAGUCACAGAGGUCUAAAAGGCCAGUAGAUGCAUCUAUAGGCCUGGCUACAAAACCAGCUUCACAGAUUACAAAAGAUGUAUUUCAUAUUGAUGCUUUACCAAGAUCAACUCCACUUGGUUGUGAACAAAACCUGGUUAUGCAAACCACUCAAAGCAUUGAGGUGGAAAAAGAUCAAUGUUCAUUUUCUUUGAUUCUAAAAAAAAAAACAAUGUUCAUUUUCUUGGAACUUCUAAUCUAUUCAUGUCUUAGUGAUGUUGAUGAUCCCGAUACCAAUCGUUUAAAGGAAUCCAAUGGGCCUACCCAACCGUUUAGCUGUACUAAUGAAGGGAUUGUUCAGGAUUCACAAGUAGAAGAUGAAAACUAUUGGACAUUAAAAAAAGUUGCUGGAAUAGGCAGUCCCAACGGGUUCCCUUCAGUCUCCAAUAUGUCUUCUGAAGCGGAUAAAGAGCAAAAUCCUAGACCAAUUAUUAGCAAGGAAGACGAGGCAGUUGCACGCGGAGAUGACAAUGCAUCUGGAGUUGUGGCGGAGGAGAAGCGUAAGCUUCUGUGUGAGGCUUCUACGGAGGUGCCAACGGCGAAUGAAACCGAUGCUGCUGCCUCUGGUUCCCAACACAGUUGGAACAUGCAGCAUGAAGGUUCACCAGGCCAGAAUACACCAACAUCAAAAGGCAGCUUGGCAGGCAAAAGCGACUUUAGUAUAGAGCAGCAGCAGCAGCAGCAGGGAGAGAAAGUGAGCAGAUACAGCAUGAGAGACAGAGGACGACGGCAAUGACACUGUAUCAUGCAAGGACUAAUUGUAAAAUGGCGCGUGUAAACUAGCCGACGCGAAAGAUGAUGGCAUGACAGACGGUACAUUUGUAAGCUGUAGGAAAAUUUACAAAAACGGCAUCAAAGCCACCCAUUCUUUUAGCUGCCUGCGUGUAGGGUGGUUGAGAUUUAGGCGUCAGAUUUUAGGUGGGAAUCUAGGUCGUUACUUUUUCAUCCAUUAAC
This is a messenger RNA of Hibiscus syriacus, 2057 nucleotides long. Its product is annotated as protein KAKU4-like. Gene Ontology annotation, biological process: nuclear membrane organization. NCBI's taxonomy places the organism in Eukaryota, Viridiplantae, Streptophyta, Magnoliopsida, Malvales, Malvaceae. Bases 88 to 1839 code for a protein of 583 amino acids. Gene Ontology annotation, cellular component: nuclear envelope. The record is from RefSeq and is a predicted model, not a curated record. The transcript has 12 exons.